Molecule: messenger RNA, 6695 nt
Organism: Schistosoma guineensis
Lineage: Eukaryota; Metazoa; Platyhelminthes; Trematoda; Strigeidida; Schistosomatidae
Source: the annotation of a GenBank genome assembly
GGUUCCUAAUACCGGUUUCCUUAACGAGUCUGAACAAUUGUCUGCUAUUGCCUAUUGCCGCUGCCUUUUCCAUCUCUCUUGCUUUCGCCACCCACCACUGUUCACGAUCAUUGCGUAGGUUUCUCGUCAGCUUGCGCUUAAGCUUACUCCGCUCUUCAUUAUGUUCAGAGCCAGGUGGAAUGAGUUUCCGAGCAUCUAUCAGUGAGAUAGAUGCUGCUGAGAUCCAGUGUUGCUCCCUAACCCUCUGGUUUACCUUACUAGCAGAUAUCACUGCUGUUUCCACAGCUUUUCGUUCCAUGCUGCCUCGGAGUGGGCAUCACAUACAUGUCUGCCUAACUGUUUUCCUAGUUGUUCCUGAAAUAUACUCUUAGCUUGACUAUCACUAAGUAGGGCCCUAAGAGGUUUACUUGCAGCGUCUGUCCUACAUCCAGUAAGACGCAAGCAAAUACGCGCUCGCACUAGAGCAUGAUCUGAAUCUAGGCAUGUGCUCCAGAAUGAGCGACAGUCUUCUAUCGAGUCCCUCCAUCGGUGGCUGAUAGCGAUGUGAUCUAUUUGGGUCCAACGUUGGGACGAAUUAGGGGGUCGCCAUGUUAAAAGAUGUUUUUCCUUAUGCUUAAAGUUAGUAUUUGCAAGGAACAGGCGGUUAUCUGAGCAUAGCUGCAACAGACGGUCGCCAUUAUCUGUUCUUUGAGCCACGACACCAUAAGAUCCACCUAGGUGUCUUUCCCUAUCGCUUAGUUUACCUACUUGAGCAUUAAAGUCACCGGCCAUUAUUACUACAUCCGAGCGCCUAGCUUUUCGGAGAAGGUCGGAGAGCUUUCUGUAAAACUCAUCUUUUACAUCAUCUGAGCUGCAGUCAGUGGGAGAAUAGGCAGAAACGACGAAGAUGCAACGACAAGUGUCCCUAUCUUUUCGGAUUCUUACUGUUCCGUUCAGUCGGACAGCGCACAAACGACUGUCUGAUGGAAUCCACUCUAAGAGAGCUAGUUCCGCCCUACACCGGCAAGGCCACGGGAAGUAGAAUCUGGGCUUCCAGAUACACGAAGCGUAAAUCGAGUCGGUUCUUUAUUUUGGCAUGGUGAGGUCAAAUGAAUGACGCUACUCGGAUGCUGUAUGCGCGUUUCGGAGACGCAGAACACAUCGAUGGCGCGGGAUUCUAAAGUCCUAGCUAAGGAAGCCUGUUGUCCUAUUUGGCAUAGUGUUCGGACGUUAAAAGCUCCUACGUGUAGUUUGGAGCGUGGUUUUAGGAAACCAGGAAUAGUGUUCCACGUACUCGAAUCGUUUGCCCUAGCGGUGCGAGGUGAUAAAGAGACGUGGGGAGGGUUAGUCAUGGAGAUAAGAGAGGUAUUAGGAGGUGUAGGAAGGAUUUGAUGGUGACCAACUUGUUCUCGUGUGCUCUUACAGGUAUGAAGGCUGGUGUCUCUUCCCGGCUGCCCACACCGUGGAAGGGUAUUUCUUGAGGAACCUGAAAAGGAAAUUGGAUUAGUGUUGGUCUUGACGACCUGGGAGCGUGACCGCAGAGCCCAAGGGACAACUGCUUGAGGCCGGUCGCACACGGCCUUUUUGUGGAAGGUUUUUGACGUGUUAGCUCCGUUCUUCAAAGGGCCUUACCGCCGGAGACGGAAAUCCGUGAGGUAAGGUGAGGUGUGACAUUUUUAGGGUCGACCUUUUCUAACCCCACCCCUCCUUGUGGGAAGGCAGCAUCGCUGUCAUGCUGGAUGUCCGAGGGAAACACCUUACUGCUGUCACACCCGUCUACAGUCAGCAGUACGACUUCGCCCUCAGACCUUGAGUUGCUGCUUUUAGUCUUACCGUUCACCAACCGACCUGCCUGGCAUGGUAGAACCUGCAGGAACAUAUGUUCCAGCCAAUAUAGCUCGGUUGGGUCAUCACGAUAGGCAAGCCCGACCACCGCGUCAAGGUAGCAGCUUCGAUCGGGUUUGGCGUUAGUUAUCUCCUUCGUAGACGGAAUCAAUUCCGUUCAAGAAUUUUCGUUACAAUUUCGAUUUGUAUUCUGAACUGUUUAAUAUGUUAACGUCUUUCAAACACUGUAUGUAAAAUUGCAUUGCAGGACGAGGAAUACUGUAAAAACAAUACACUGUGUACCAAUAAUUAACAUGUAUUUGACUUUUAGUAAGGCUUUCAUGGUAAUACAAGAUGUAUUCGGACUUGUUCAGUGGUUUUUUACAUUUGACUUUAGUUGGUAGGCAGUUGUUAAUUUGACCUUUCAUAUGACGUUUCCCAGUAUUGUUUACGUUUAGUAAAUUACCGAAUUUCUCAUGCAAAUAUUAUAAUUUACUCCUUCCAUAAUGGUAAGGGUUAUGCUACUUACUCUUAUGAGUCGUUUUUCAUUCUAUUAUUAUUUAUCAACCUUCAUAUAUUGCUCCACUUUUCAAUAUAUGUGUUUCAGAUAGCAUAUACUCACCCAAAGAUAUCAGAUAUAAUAUUCGAAUUGGAUCAGGUUGUUCUUAAUCUGUUACACAGAAGUGAACUAGUUUGGAAAUUUCUCGGAUGCCACCUCUCUGCUUAUACAUUUGGUCUACAUUGUAGGUUAACAACGACUAUGAGCAUAUUGUAUCAACCAUCCAACCGAACAAAGUCAGUUUAUUCAGGAGUUUUCGAUUCACUUCAACAAUCAAUACGUUUUCGAGCUUAUUCUAAUCUUAUGAUUCAAUGCUAUAAUAAUUUAAGACAAAAUGUAUGUCCCUUUAAAAUAUUUUUUUAUUAAUUGUGUAGAGAAAUUGAAAAGCAAUUCAGAUCUUUGCUUUUUUACAUGUUUAACAAAAGGAAGCCCCUUACGAUUCUAAUCAUUUAAUUCCACUUCUAGUUGCUGAAAACUUACCGUAUUAAAACAUAUAUACGAAUGAAGAAUUUUUUUUCAAUAAGUUCUCUUCAGGUUCUACAAUUAUAUAUCCAAAUUAAUCCAAAAAUGACCAGGCUCAAGGCAGAGUACAUCAAUUUAAAUUAUAGCAUGUGAAGUUAGGAUCAUCUGUAAUAUAAAAUAAAAUGAAAUCUUUAGUGUCGGGAUGACUAAUAUAAAGUGUUAACUUGAAUAAGCUUAUACGUUAAAUGAAAUUGUGAGAUAAAUGAUCAGAAUAAACUCCCGAAGUUCUAGUGAGAAGCCGUUACCAGUGGAGUUCAACCAGGUCUGUUGUGAGAUAGGAACUCACUGAAGACAAUGGUGUACGGUGGCGCAACUUCGUGGAUUGGUUGAAGUUAGACAUUAACACCGUUGGAUGCCGGCUCAGUGGUCUAAUGGUUAAGUGCUCGCGCGCGAAGCCAGUAGGUCCUGGGUCCGAACCACGCGGGGUGCGGGGUCGUGGAUGCGCACUGCUGAGGAGUCCUAUACUAGGACGGAACGGCCGUCCAGUGCUUCCAGGUUUUCAAUGGUGGUCUAGCUUCAACUGACUCAUGAUUUCAAUCUGUGAAAUUUCUAAAAUCUCCACAAAACCCAUUCUGAUAAGAAUAAAUAUAGUUAACAUAAGUGGAGAGAGGUAAUAAUGUAACUACAUAUCAUAAAUCACGUAGUAUAUAGAACAAUAUGAAUUGGCUACGAAUUAGUAAACAGAAGUGAAUGCUGAAUAAAUUUCUCAAAAAUCGUUGGACCGGUUAUUCGCAUAUAUUAUUUUAGAUACCACAAGUAAAAUUCUAGUAUAUCAAUCGAGCAGUAAUGACUUACCUACGUUACACACUUUCGACAGCCAGCUCCAGUUUUGGUAUAGAACACAGGACGACAGUUACAAAAUUCUAUUUAUGGAGUGCGUUCAUCACAUAAAUAAAAAGAUAAAUUUACAUUCAAAUGGUAUAUCUAAAUGGAAUGAAAUAAUGUAUGAUAAGAAUAUUUCGUAUCAUUUCAUUGUGUUACAGGAGAUUAUAUUAACUUCUCACCUUAAGAUAGUGAAGUAUAGAUACAAACAGAAAAUCGAAAAGCAUAAACACAAAAUGUUACAUAAAUCUAGCCAUAUUCAAAUAUAAAAAUGAAACUUACAUGCACGGUGGUCCUUUUGAAAUACUUCAGUAAUUAUGUACUUCCACCAUUCGUUAUAUGAUGUCGCACAAAACUCGGUUAGUUAAUAUUGCUAUAUAAAAAGGCUAUUAACUGAGCGAAUGUAGAACUUAUUUAUGAGUAUUGGUAUAGUGUUGGGGAAUAUCAAUUACCUUGGGUUAUUUCGUAUUCUGUUUAGGAAAAAUACCCUAAAAUAUUCCCAAGAGUUGAAAGUAUUGACUGUGGUCUUCUUAGCCUUUUUUAUUGUUACUGGUAAAUCUCUGGUAAUCUCAAUCGGUGGUUGAAGACUUUGGAUGGUAUGGCUCGGAAUUGUUCACAGUGAUAUUCACGAUCUUGAACUCCAGUAUUCCUCCAAUAUAUAUCUUUCCACAGCCUUUUCGGACCAUACUCUCAGCCCGCACUUUCAAAACUUUAUCGAAGUAUCGUGCAUAUUUGGUUCGAACUACCAUGGUUUAUUUGAAAGAUAAUCAAUAUACGAUGUCUCUGAGUUAUUCUCAAAGUCAUCAUCCUUGGUUGUACUCUUUACCGUAUUUUUCAAACGAAUAUCUUCAACUGUAUAUCCCUUUGAAAGGGUAUUAUCUCAAGGAAUUGAUUGAUUUCCAUCCUACAUCGCGUACUUUUGAUUCUGGUUUAUUCAGUGUUGUCAAACAGUCUCUAAUAUUCCCUUCCUCAAUUAAAAACAUUGUCGUGAAUAAUAGAAAUUAUCAGCAUAAACGGAGUGAGAAAAAUCAAAGGAAUUUUACAAGCAGAGAGAUUUCCGACAGUUCUUCGAUUGCUUAUACUCCAACCUGGUGUCAAGAGGACUACGAUGACCAGGUUAUGAUACAUGGCUUGAUUGGUGAAGGCUUGAUUCUGUUGGAUGAACUAAAUGAAAAUCCGAAUGAGGAAGUAUUAAGCAGCCUGUACUAUCUUCUUCGUGCUUUGCGUGUUGUCUUCGAAACAAAAGAAGUUAGUUUUUUCACUUCUCAUUCUAGUGUGAAACGUGAUUAUUCCGGUUGGAGAUUGGAUGUAAAUGAAAUUUCACCAGAUUUAUCCACAUCAUUGGAGCGUUUUUUGGCCAAAUUUUAUUCAAUCUACCCAUUACAAUUAUCUCCUGAUUCUUCAUUACUUAUGUACAUAAAGUGUAAUAAACAAAAGUCACAAAAAAUUAAAAAUAAUCAAAUUGGAAAUGCUGCAUUUCUUUUAAACUCAUCCAAUGGACAAAAAUCAGUUAAUUUAACUAGAAAACAAUUUAAGCAAGAACGUAAACGUAGAAAUAAACAAUUGAAACGUCAGUUGAAAAAUGCUAUUAUUUCUGGUGUUACUGAUGAUAAUAACAAUAAUAAUAAUAUUGACAACGUUGAUGAUCAUAGUGAUUCAGCUGUUGUCGACUAUGAUCAUUCAACUUCAGCAACUAAUUCCAAUGAUUAUUCUACAAAUAAUACGUUCAAUUCUAUCCGAAGAAUUAAUAAUCCCUCUACAAAGGGUAACCUGAAUAAUCAAAUAUUGUUUUGGAUUCAACUAAUCAAUCAAUCAGCUUUUGAACUAUUCACUUACAUUGAAUAUUAUUCAUUUAGAUGCUCAACAGCAAAUCAUCACUCUCCAUUUCUAUGGCCACCACCAGAGAAUACUCAAGAGCGUUUAAUCAAGUUUUGGUUUAACCAGUUAUCAUGUUUUGAUCUAUCUAACGCGACAACAGAGUUUUACCAUGAAACCAGCUGUUGGUUACGUUCAUUUGAUUUGUAUUUGCUGUCACCUUACCGUUUUAAAUGGAAUGUAGAUAUAUCAACGCGAUUGUUUGUUUCACCAGUGAUAGUUUUCUUGGGGCAACUUUUCCAUCUAUUCGCUACUAAUAAUUCUGUUAAUGGUGAUAAAUCCCUUAGUAAAAGAGAACAUUAUUUAACUGGUCGUUGUGCUGGUCUAUUAACUACUGUCUUAACAAGAGAAUUACUUCGUCUUAAUGAACAAAAACCUGAAUCAGAGAAAAAUUUAAAUGAUGAUGAUGAUGAUGUGUCGGUUGGUAUGGAUGUUGAAUUCAAUUCUCAUGGAGUGGAAUACAAUGAAAUGUGGUUAUGGAACAAAUUACAUAAUAAUCUGUCAGAUGAAAGAAUGAAAUCUCUGCAUGGAUCAAUAUUUCCCACUUUCAUAAAUUAUUUAGUUCAAUUUUCAUUGAAUCAAUCUCCACGUAUUUGUUAUGCUCCCCCACUAACUGAAGAAACAGUAAAUAUUAUACGAAAUCAAUAUCCUAGUUGUAAUAUUUCCAUUGGUAAUCUUAAACAAAUACAAAUUGUAGAUAGUACUUGGACAGCUUGUCUUCUUCAACUCUAUCAUGUCAAAUAUUCACUUGCUGUAAAAUAUGUUCGUGAGAAUAAAGAAUUAUGUACAAAAUUACAUCUCACUGAAACAUACUUGGAUAAUUUCACUAUGUUGAGUGUUUUAAAUGAAAAACUAAACGUUCAAUAUGAUACACAACUUUUGAAAGAUCAAACUGGUUGGCUUGUUCCUGGAUUUUUGCCAAGAAUCACAGAUGGUCGGUAUACAUGCCCAGUAUUUUGGCGUCCAUUAAAAGAUAAUCGGAACAAAAUAUUGCCUUUGUUGUGAUGUACAUAAACUAUAUUUGAUGAUCUUUGUUUUAUAUUCAUUCUUGUAUAUAUAAGAUCAUCCAUUGUCGAAUUUUGUGUUUUUAAGAAUGUCUUCUGUAAAGAAUACC